CGCGUCGUAUAAUCGUCGUCGCAGAGGAAAUCAAUUUCGCGCGGCGCGUACGUACUGGCCGGAAGCGAGGGGGGUGAGAAGGCGUGUGCGCGGAGCUAAAAUGGGAGUGGACCAAUCGCCGGAGGGAUGAACGCCGCCACUGCCCGUACACGACUCGGCGCCGUGGAAGGGACGGGGCGACGGUAUCCUCGAGGGGCCCAUGAGUCUCAUUUCACAGCGCGAUAAUAUACCUUAUUAUAACGCAUUCGCGCGCCGCCGCCGCCGCCGCUUUAUACGUUCGCACACAAGGAACGUAAUGUAGCAGAGCGUUUUAAUAUGUGUGUGGAGACGGGGGAUGUGCGAGCGCACGCGCUAAGGGACGACGACAGAGAAAUCGAGCAGGGGCGUAGAGUUAGGGCGGGUGGUGAUAGUGAUUGAGCGAGUGAGUGAGAGAGAAACGGGACUGCAGACAGUCGGACCAGAUAUAUCGUCGUCAGCCAAACCGGAAAGGACGUUCAAUAUUAAAAACCGAUUUAUACUCUCCUCCGACACCCCCCUCCCUCCCAACAUCAUCGGACUGCCGCGUUUGCUAUAAGCCCGUCGUCUCGUCCGGUCAUCCGCCCCUUCGCGCGCCGCCGCGCCUACCGCCGGCCUAUCUGCCGCCUCCGGUUCCGCCGGCCGAUCGUUUCUCCGACACGCGUCACGACGGAUCUUUUUGUCGUCCACGCGAACCCGAACGCGCGCGCACACACACGCGACAGUCCGCACAUACACGCGACACGCUCGACGACGCGACCGCCGCAGAGAAGCGCAGCAGCUGCAGUCUUGCAAACGCCGUCGCCGGCCGCCGAUAUAUGCCCACGACGACGCCACUGAUCGAAGAUAUUGGUCGUCGAAAAAACACCGAUCCGCCGCCGAUCGCGAGGCCGUAUUAAGACUGUAAUGGUUUUUAAACAAAAUAUACAACUAUUGAUUGAGAAAUGCACAACUCAACAUAUGCUUGUUUGUCAAGAUCAAACACUUCAAAUCAACCGUCGUCCGAUCAGGAAGGCAUAGAUCGUCAAAACAGUUUAAUGUUUACCAAACUUCCAUUGCCAAAAUUAGAAAAUGAUUUACAAAAUUAUAAUUUGAGGUUGGACACCAGGCCAAACUCUGAACAGAACAAAGAUGGUGCAACAGAUCAAACGAUAAGAAGGUAUAGAACAGCGUUCACAAGAGAACAGCUGCUUCGAUUGGAAAAAGAAUUUUAUAAAGAAAAUUACGUGUCUCGACCUAGAAGAUGUGAACUUGCUACCGAAUUAAAUCUACCCGAAUCCACGAUAAAGGUGUGGUUCCAAAACCGGCGGAUGAAGGACAAACGGCAGAGGAUCGCAAUGGCGUGGCCGUACGCCGUGUACACUGACCCGACUUUUGCGGCCACCGUCCUGCAGGCGGCCGCGGCCAGUGCGCACGCCAACGGCACGCUGCCCGACAUUGCGGCCAUCGCCAACGCCUACCAGUACUCGGCAGCCGCUGCGGCCGCGGCCGCCGGUCCAUCGUACUUUCACGGUUCCGGAGGCGGAGGCGGUGGCGGUGCAGAGUACGGCAAGUUCCAGCAUCAGCACUACGUGGGUCCGGUGCCGCCGCCGCCCCCUGCGCCGCCCACGCAGUCGCUUCAGCAGAUGAUGAAGAAACCGUUCGGGCCGUUCGUGGGCCACCAUCCCCACCAUCACCAUCACCAUCAGUUCGCGGCGGCGGCGGCGGCAUCGGCCGCGGCGGACGCGGCUGCCAUGUCCGCGGCCGCCGACGCUUCGUCGGCCGAGUCGUCCAACAACGGCCACCAUCAGGCGGCGGCCGCCUAUGACGGCCACAACGAUCACAAAACUUCGACGGCCACCGCAACGGUGUCGUCGCAAGUCGACAACAACAAGACGACCUCGGCGGCCGCGACGUCAUCGUCGUCGUCGUCGUCGGCCGCGGACGCAGCCGAUUUUUCCGGAACCAGCUGCAAGUGUGGCAUAGUCGACUGCGUGCUGACCACUUCCGGAAAGUCGGCCAACAGCAGUAACGGCGCAGCGAUGGACGAGUCUACGCCGCCGCCGCCGCCACCGGCCGCCGUCGACCGGUUGCCGCCGCAGCUGUUUUUCAUGACUUCCGCGGGCGGACCGGAAACCGGCAGGGACGACGUCCAGUCGGCCGAAUGUUCGUUGGCCGUUCACAAGCACGUCUACCACAAAGAGUACGCCAAAAACAAACUGUUCCAGCCCUACAAAUCGGACGUGACCACCGCCAAACUCAAUCUGUAAACUAUAAUUAGGUACAUACACACACACACACACACAAAUAUAUGAUUAGUAUAAUGUAUAAAAGUUCAUAGGCGUAUUAAUAAGUAUGCUUCCAAUCGUGCGUACAUGUACGACCUGUGAAAUUUGACAACACAAGAAAAAGCGAAUGCACGUAAAUGCGAUAUAUCAAUAAUAAUAUUCGUAAUAAUGCGACUCCUUUAAAAUAUUUGGAAUUUUUUUUUUAAUUUUUAUUUCUUUGAUUAAUAUUAUUAUUUUUUAUAUUCACGAAUAAUUUUUUUUCUUCAAAUUUUGGUGGUCAAACUCCUUAUUCUCCAACUCGUUUCACAUUUAUCUAAGCUUGUGCACGACCAACGAAAAAGGUCUAGACACGCAUAUGAUAUAUAGCCAUAUAGGUACUUUAUUCAAUAAUCUAUGUAUAUAUAUAUAUUAUGAUUAUCUCAUUGGUGCACAGUGCACACUAUUAAAUUAUUAUAUUAUAUCGAGUACAGGGUGUGUGAACAUGGUUAAAACAACACGUAUAACGUUGUUUGUGUUGUAGAGAAGUCCGACCACAGGCUCUAAUUUCAUCCGUAAUACAAUAAAUUAUUUAUAUAAUAUACUAACCUUGAUUAAGUACCAAUAUAAUAUUAUUGCUUCGCUAAAUUCUAAACUCUGGAGAUAAAUGCAUAUUAAACGCUCAGUUUGGUGUCAAAAUCUUAACGGCCGAUUGCAUAUUCUAUUAGACUAUUAGACACCAUGAUCGUAAAAUAAAACUAUCGACGCUUAUCCCUUGAAAAUUUCCCAUGAUGGUCUUCGUGUACAAACGAUGAUCGUUUAUUAUCGUAAACGUCUUUCGCAGUGUUUUCGCUUCUAUACAGCGUGUACUUAAAUUUAAGUAGACGCUUUAUAGUGAGGAUUUUUUACCACACUUCAAGGUGGCAUUGUCAUACUACACAAUCAGUGGUAACUAUAUGAGUAUUAUUUUGAAC
This is a messenger RNA of Aphis gossypii (cotton aphid), 3232 nucleotides long. RefSeq names its product segmentation protein even-skipped (gene eve). Gene Ontology annotation, molecular function: RNA polymerase II cis-regulatory region sequence-specific DNA binding; DNA-binding transcription factor activity, RNA polymerase II-specific. The record is from RefSeq and is a predicted model, not a curated record. NCBI's taxonomy places the organism in Eukaryota, Metazoa, Arthropoda, Insecta, Hemiptera, Aphididae. The transcript is spliced from 4 exons. Gene Ontology annotation, biological process: regulation of transcription by RNA polymerase II. The coding region runs from base 960 to 2264 and encodes 434 amino acids. Gene Ontology annotation, cellular component: nucleus.